This is a messenger RNA of Peromyscus eremicus (cactus mouse), 1989 nucleotides long. RefSeq names its product ribonucleoside-diphosphate reductase subunit M2-like. NCBI's taxonomy places the organism in Eukaryota, Metazoa, Chordata, Mammalia, Rodentia, Cricetidae. Gene Ontology annotation, molecular function: ribonucleoside-diphosphate reductase activity, thioredoxin disulfide as acceptor. Gene Ontology annotation, biological process: deoxyribonucleotide biosynthetic process. The record is from RefSeq and is a predicted model, not a curated record. Gene Ontology annotation, cellular component: cytosol.
AUCUCACCUACCUGUUUUCUCUCACUAAUGUUUGAGUCUUGACACUGUUGGUGGGGUGGGGGGAGACUGUGGCAUUGUCUGUGCUCUCUUUUGUGAUGUACUUUCUUGUCAACAUUUGCAGGAUUUGGUGUUUACCAAUGGGAUUCCCUCUUUAUGGUCUUUAUAUACCUGACUGAUUCAGACCUAUCAUCAGUUGCUUUCCCUUUCUCCCUCUUUGAAGAAUAGUUUCUAUCCUCUGUCAUUGGAAGAGGUGAUACUUUAGAAAAUUCAUUGCCACUUAGAGAUGCAUUUUAUGUUGGAAGUAUGUGAUUUGCUUUUUGAAUGUACAUUGGGUUACAGUUAGGAGAUUCCCUUGAGAAUCAGGAAAGACCAUGAUCUUUGAGACCCUGUUGAGACUGUAAAGGUCUCCAGGGACUUUUGAAGUUGGAUGGAAUGUAUUUUGCCUCAUUAUAUUGUUGCAAAGCUUAUGGAGGUCAGGGAGUGGAAUGGAGUGGUGUGAAUGAGAAUGGCCACCAUAGGCUCAUAUGUAUUAAUGCUUUGUCCCUAGUUAUUAGAAUAACAGACUUGGUAUCAACAGUCAAAGAAAGCACACAGCUAAUACAUCAGAGAUGUGUAGAAAGGUCCAGGUGAAUUCUACAGCCAAUGAGAUUAUAGCUGCAACGAAAGUGAAAAACUCCUCAAAUAUAUUUACAAAUUACAAUGAAUAAACAAUUACAGUUUGUGGUACAGAGUAUUAUAGAGCAACUUUGCACUGCAUUGAAAUAUACUGGGGCCCCAGGUUCCAGCUGCCUCACUCUCCUCUCGUUGCCUCAGCCUCUGCUCUUGCUUGCCAUGCUCUCCGUCCAUGUCUUGCUUGCCACCAUCACGAACCAGCAUCAGCUGAAGGUGUUGCCGUUGAAGCAACUCAGCCUGGCUGACAAGGAGAACUUGCCCCUGAUCCUCAGCGAGACCUGCGUCCUGGCCAGCAAGGUUGUGAGGAGAACCUUACAAGACCCAGCCGCUGAAAAAGUAUCUACUAACCCCAGCGUUGAGGAUGAGCGGUUGAAAGAAAACCCCCACCGCUUCAUCAUCUUUCCCAUCAAAUACCAUGAUAUCUGGCAGAUGUACAAGAAAGCUGAGGUCUCCUUUUGUACGGCUGAGGAGGUGGACUUUUCCAAGGAUAUUCAGUACUGGGAAGCUCUGAAACCCAAUGAGAGACAUUUUAUAUCUCACGUUCUGGCUUUCUUCGCAGUGAGUGAUGGCAUAGUCAAUGAGAACUUCGUGAAUCAAUUUAGCCAAGAAGUUCAAGUUACAGAGGCCCACUGUUUCUAUGGCUUCCAGCUUGCCAUAGAAAACAUACAUUCUGAAAUGUACAAUCUCCUUAUUGACACUUACAUUAAAGAUUCCAAGGAGAGGGAAUAUCUCUUCAAUGCUGUUGAAACAAUGCCUUGUGUGAAGAAGGCCGACUGGGCCUUGCGUUGGACUGGGGACAAAGAGGCUACAUAUGGAGAACGUGUUGUGGCCUUUGCCGCUGUGGAAGGCAUCUUCUUUUCUGGUUGUUUCGCAUCAAUAUUUUGGCUGAAGAAGCGGGAACUGAUGCCCGGCCUUACAUUUUGCAAUGAGCUUAUCAGCAGAGAUGAGGGAUUACAUUGUGACUUUGCCUGCCUGAUGUUGAAGCACCUGGUACACAAGCCAUCAAAGCAGAGAGUAAGAGAAAUAAUUACCAACGCCAUGAGGAUAGAGCAGGAGUUCCUCACGGAGGCCUUGUCUGUGAAGCUCAUCGGAAUGAACCACAAUCUGAUAAAGCAGUACAUUGAAUUUGUGGUGGACAGGCUGAUGCUGGAGCUGGGGUUUAAGCUUUUCAAAGUAGAAUAUCCAUUUGACUUCAUGGAAAAUAUUUCACUAGAAGGAAAGACAAACUUCUUUGAGAAGCGAGUGGGCGAGUACCAGAGGAUGAAGGUGAUGUCAAAUUCAACAGAGAAUUCUUUUACCUUGAAUACUGAUUUCUAA